AUGGCGGCACUUCGAGAAAACUGGUGGAUCCCAAAGUUACGCGAGAAAGUGAAAAAGGUCAUCAACAAGUGUAACGUCUGCAAAUUAUAUUCAGCAAAACCAUUCGAAGCCCCAGUGACAGCGAAAAUGCCAAAUUUCAGAACAGAGGGAAGUCGACCGUUUGAGGUGACGGGUGUAGACUUUGCGGGGCAUUUGCAUUACAAAGUAACUAAGAAAGAAGACGGUAAAUGUUACAUCAUAAUGUUUACCUGCGCUGCCUCAAGGGCAGUUCAUUUAGAGGUCUCGAAAACCCAAACCGCAGAAGAAUUUCAAAGAAAACUGAAUGCUUUCAUUACUCGUAGAACAAGGCCACGUACCAUGAUAUCAGAUGAUGCUCAAACCUUUAAAGUUACGGCUGAAUGGGUGAAGAUGCUGAGGAAGAGUGAACGGAUGCAGAACUUUCUUGCGAACGAAGAAAUUGAUUGGAAAUUCAAUCUUGCAAAAUCUCCGUGGUGGGGAGGUUUCUAUGAGAGAUUAAUCAAAGAGGUUAAAAAAACCUUGUACAAAACCCUUGGAAGAUCUCACUUAUCAUUCGAAGGCAUGGAGCAGGUGGUAAUGGACAUUGAGAGAAACUUGAAUAAUCGGCCGUUGACAUAUGUGGAAGGUGAGGCUUAG
Messenger RNA from Dendronephthya gigantea, 654 nucleotides. RefSeq lists its product as uncharacterized. Gene Ontology annotation, biological process: DNA integration. The transcript has a single exon. The record is from RefSeq and is a predicted model, not a curated record. Gene Ontology annotation, molecular function: nucleic acid binding. The coding region runs from base 1 to 654 and encodes 217 amino acids. NCBI's taxonomy places the organism in Eukaryota, Metazoa, Cnidaria, Anthozoa, Malacalcyonacea, Nephtheidae.